ACGGUCUGGCGGUAUUUCGAAGUCUCCUUGAAUCAUGAGUGGGAUAUACCUGUCCGGCAAAGGAUUGAUGCCGCGCCCCCUGUACCACCACGCCCUAAACAUCAACCACUAAUCAGACGCCCUGUGUGACCAAAGCGCGUAGAACACGUAGUUGCAGAAGUCAAAUCGUCGUUAGCUACGGACCACUGCAGAAGUAUCUGCAAAUCCCCCUCAAUCGUACUGAGAGCAGACUCGCUCAACAUGUUACUAUUUUACGAAGAUGAACCCAACUCGAUUGAAAAUGUGCAGCCAUCAUUCAAGACGAUACACAACGCUUCAACACCAGCCAUCAAUCCACUACCGCAAUAUGGCUCCCACGCUUUCAUCCCAUACCUACCUACCACCAUACCAGACGAUGCCUCGACAGAAGACUCCAAAGCUGGUAGUACAUCCCCAUCACGCCUAAAAGUACUUAGCCCUUCUUCAUGGACAUAUUGCGGUCCCCUCCUCCACGCAAGUACCACAUCCCUCCCACCGUCAUUCCACACCUGGGCAGCCCUUACACUGUCUUCUCCCGCCAUUUUGAUAUCCCAACUCCUCCCUCUCCUCUCGUGGCUACAGACUUUCCUCUCAGAAGCGAGGAUUCACAAUUACUGGUUGACUAUCCGUUGCACCGCGCCAACCCACGAAUACGAUACACCACGCUGGCACACAGAUGAGAACUUUUUCACCUACGAUGCUGAAGCACCUGGUUUGGGUUUUGCUCAGACUAGUGAGCAAAGGCUAUGGAAGCUCUGUUCCACACUUCUCGGACCAAGCACUCUGUUCACAAAACGUAAUGAGAUGGCUCUGAAAGUGCUAGGGGAGACCAAGAAGAGGGAGAAAGAGAAGGUGGGCAGCCAUACUUGUACAUCGAUGCGUUGCGUAGGCUGUUCUUCGUAUGCAGACUCCGUACGACAGUCGCUGGCACAUUCUCUGCAAGAUGUGGAACAUGAGACCCCGGCUUCUAGAGAAGUGGCGUUUUUCAGGAUAGGCGGGGAAGAAGGCGCAGUGCAUUCGGAACCCCGCUGCGAUACCGACCGCAUAUUCAUCAAUGUAAUUCCAGGUACGGAGGGAGAUCUGCGGAGCUUGAUGGCUAAAUGGGGCAUCGGAUUCCCACGUGCGUGGUGUUUCGGUUCGCCUGUUGGCUUUGUGAAGAGUGACGAGGCGGAGACGUUUGGGACGAGAAGUUGACUUAGUCUUAACGACGGGUAGAGGUUCACAUGGCUCAUCAAGGAAUAUAGAUCAGAUAUAUGCAACGCGUAUGAUUGAUUCAUUGGCAAGGGGAAUACUACCACGCUAAGCUG
This is a messenger RNA of Alternaria rosae, 1325 nucleotides long. RefSeq lists its product as uncharacterized. The coding region runs from base 241 to 1212 and encodes 323 amino acids. The transcript has a single exon. The record is from RefSeq and is a predicted model, not a curated record. NCBI's taxonomy places the organism in Eukaryota, Fungi, Ascomycota, Dothideomycetes, Pleosporales, Pleosporaceae.